AUGGCUGAGGCGGACCCCCUGCAGCCGCAGCAGCAGCAGCCGCAGCCGCAGCAGGCGGACCACGGGGCGGGGAGCCUGCCCGGCCUGCUCCUCCCCGGGCUGCAGGGCGCCGAGGCCAGUGCGCUGCAGCUCCGGAUCAAGAACUCCAUCUGCAAAUCUGUUCAAUCAAAAGUGGAAAACAUUCUGCAAGAUGUCGAGAAGUUCUCAGACAUCGAAAAGCUCUACCUCUACCUUAAGUUGCCUUCUGGUCCCAGCAGUUGCACUGAUAAAAGUGACCAGAGCGCCCUGUCGUCAAGCCGCACACAGCAGAUGCAUGCGUUCAACUGGAUCCGCAAUUAUUUAGAGGAAUAUCCAGAGACCUCUCUUCCCAAACAGGAGGUCUAUGAUGAAUACAAGAGCUUCUGUGACAAUCUCAAUUACCACCCACUGAGUGCGGCAGACUUUGGAAAAAUGAUGAAAAACGUCUUCCCGAACAUGAAGGCGCGUCGACUGGGCAUGAGAGGAAAAUCUAAAUAUUGCUAUAGUGGAUUAAGAAAGAGACCCUUUGUUCACAUGCCGCCAUUACCCACACUGGAUCUCCAUAAACCAGCAGAAGGACUGCAGUGUGAUGUCCUGGAGUCACCGAACCAGCUGAGCAGCAUAAAGGAGGAGGUGCGAUUUGCUGCCUGUGAUCUGGUGUGUGAGUGGGCCCAGAAGGUGCUGAAACGCCAGUUUGAUGCUGUGGAAGAUCUGGCUCGCUUCCUAAUCGACAGCCAUUACAUCAGCAACAAGUCUCUGGCAGCUCUCACCAUUGUGACUGGCACAGCAACAGAGGUUAAGGCUCCACAGUCGGUGUCAGCAUUCAUCCCCACUGCCGAGGCUCACUCCUUCCAGCCUCAGCUGUCGUCGCCGUCUGUCGAUGCAAAGCAGCAGCUUCAGAGGAAGAUCCAGAGGAAGCAACAACAGCAAGAACAGAGGCUGCACUCACCUUUGCCUGGAGAGGGACAAACCAAGAGGGCAGACGACAGUGUGCCUUGUGGUAGCCCCACCCCUCCCUCACCUCAGCCAACCAUCGGCAUUGUGGUCGCUGCUGUCCCGAGCCCCAUCACAGUGCAGAGAAGUGGGCAGCUGAUGGCCCCAAGUCCAGUGGGAACAGCGGAGAGCAAAGUGCUGCCUAUCAAUUUCCAGAUGGUGACGCAGCCAAUGAAACAGAGCCUGAAAAGCCUGCAAAGUUUUCUGCCCAGUCCCGCGGGAGAGCGCAAUGCUCGGCAGCGCUACGCUCAAAUCCUGCCCAAACCUUUGGCCACGACCGCUAUCACCUUGCACUCGCCCUCCACCAUGAUCCUUGCCAACAGUAGCCCAAUUAAAACUGUGAUGACUACAUGUCAUGUCAGCCCAGUGAGUUUGGUCAAGAUGACAGCUAUAUCGCUGGCACCCAACAGCAGCAACACCACCACCACCACAUCGCUUACUAAUACAACUCUGCGGCCGGUAUCUGCAGGUAUCAGCGGUUCUGCAGUUGCGGAAGACAUCAGCUCCAAUCAGACCACGAGGAGUGCUUCUGCAGUCCCCAUUCUGGCCCCGGUGGCCAGGCCUGGGCAGGCCUCUGGCAGUAUUGACAUUGAAAUGGAAGUUGAAGCUAUACAUAAAAACAGCCAGAUGCAAAAUCCCAUCAAUCUAAUUUUUACUCAAGGAGCAAUGGCCAAUAGAAUGGGAGGGGCUGUGCAGAGAGCUGCCAGCGUGCCAAUUCCUCAGAAUAAAGAUUUCCUGGGUCUGGAAGAAACAUCUAUCACUAAAUACGACUACUAUGGAAAGUCCUCAUCAAGCAAUUACAAUAUGGCAGAAGUUGAUAGCAGCAAUAGUAGCGCCAAAAAUACCACCAUUUUGCACUUAACUCCCACCCCUCAGAAUACCAGCACUGUUUCUUUGCUGAACACCAGUGGCGCACCUUCUUUUAGGGAAAGCAGUUGUGUGACAUCAACAAGGGAAGGUUUCUCGUCCACUAAGAGCCUCAGGAAACGCUCGGGCAUUAGCCCAGAACUUUCGCCAGUCAAAAGGGCUUUUAUGCCCCAGCAGCCAGUAGGGGGCGGUGUUGGUCUUGGAUAUGGAUUCAGAAAGACGGUCGGUUAUGUCUCCAGGCCAGGAGCCCCAGCUAGACCUGAAAGUGCGCCUGCCACCAGGGAGGUGGAAGUGAAAAUGAACCCUGUCUUGACCACUCAAGUCCAAUCACUCUGCACUUCCUCCUUCAGACCCAGUGGCUUUUACUCUGUUGCCAAAACACAGGGCUUACUCCAGAGGAAAAACACUUCAACUGUUAUGGAAACUAGUGGUUCAGUCAGUCACGCAUUAAUACAGCAACAGCAGGGGCACACAAUGGCUAACGUGAAUGUCAUACCUAAUAACCCCAGCCUCCAGCAACAUCCAGGUGAUGGUAGGAUCUCAAACUCAAGUACAGGAAGCCUGGAGGGAGCUCAACAACAGACCUACGCUCAGUCCAACCUUGCCAACGAAACCUUGGAGUUUUUGGGUCAAGUUUCAUCAUCCAACCAGCUCCCUAUGCAGACAGACAUGGACUACUUUUCCUUUGAUGAUGAUGUGACUCAGGACAGCAUUGUGGAGGAGCUGGUGCAGAUGGAGGAGCAGAUGAAACUAAACAGCAUGCGUGCGUUUGGAGAAUGUGUCACACUGCAAGGCAAGCCCGACAACAUUAUGUCCCCUAAUCAGUCAAUCAAUUUCUAUCACGCUGCAAACAACAGCACCAACCCGAUCCAUACUCCGACCCCAACACCCACUCCCACGCCAACACCUGAGAUGAUGGGAGGAACUCACAGCCUCACUGGGGAGAGUCCCUGCUCCCGCUUUACCUCCACAACUCCGGUGGACAGCGCACUGGGAAGCAGUCGUCACACCCCAGUUGGUACUCCACACUCCGGCUGUAGCAGCACUGUGCCUCCCAGUCCAGUAGAGUGCAGGAACCCCUUUGCAUUCACACCCAUCAACUCCAGCAUGACUGGUUUCCAUGACGGCAGCACGGUCUCCAGCAGCCCCGUGAAGCCCAUGCAGAGGCCGAUGGCCACCCACCCAGACAAGACCAGGCUGGAGUGGAUGAAUAACAGUUAUAACAGCAGCAGUGGGAGCUUAAACAAAUCAAACGGUGGAAUGGGAAUCCUCCCCAGUUAUCAAGGCCUGAUAGAUGACCAUUUUCAGAAACCUCACGCCUUUGCAGUCCCUCAUGCACGGCACCUCGACAGCAGUUUUGGCCGCUUGACUCCCAUCUCGCCUGUGCAGCAGCAGGUAGCUAACAUGGCGAACAUGACCAAGCAGGAGGGUUUUGCCGUGCCUGCCCCACUGGAUAGUAAAACCACCGUACCGGCUACAAAUUUUCGAUGCCGCAGUGUAAGCCCCGCUGUGCACCAGAGGAACUUCGGUGGAAACACUGUAAACAGUUUACUUCCCGGUGUCCUUCGUUCAAUGGCGUCUCCCUUUAACUCUCCCGUGACGCCUGAGAUGUUGAACAUUUUUGCGAACAGCCAGACAAAUCUUGGGGCGAGCAGCAUGGCUCAGCGGAGCCGCUCUGUGCCGCUCAACAUCAUGAUGCAGACUGAGGUCCUGCCUGCACCGGGCCAACAAUGCAGCAACAAAAACAUCACCAAUGUCCUUCGGAAGAAGCUGGAUGGUGAACGUGACGAUGCUUUGCGGGGUCUGGGCAUCAGUAAUUUACCUUCCAGUUACACUGCAUGUAUGAACCUCACCCAGAUCCUUGAGUCUGACCCCAGCCUUUCCUGCAAUGACAACCACCUCAGCAUGAUGACCUCUGACCCCACCAGCACAUGUAAGUUGCAGAGGCCAGAUUACCUUAUAGAAAAUGCCAUCAAUGAAGAAAUGAUUCUCUCUGCAAGUGACAGCCGACUCCAAUCAGUCUGUGGAGAGCAUCGGCAGAACCAGUCCAUGUUGUUGAGUUUGAACCCACUGCAGCAGCAGCAAGAAGAACUACAGCAGCAUCAGCAGCUGGAUUUCAGCAGCACUGUCAAAGACCUCCUGACAGAUAACCGACUCUCUGCGGGCAAUCGGCUCAUCGAACAGGUGUCGGAGCUGACUACAGGCGGGGCAGAGUUCCCAUGUGGAAUCAGAAUGACAUCGGAGCUCUCGAGUAGCUUCAAUGAUCUCAAUGCUUUGGACCCAAAUCUUCUGUUUGACCCCAACCAGCAUCAAAGCCAAUAUCAAAACACUGCCGCAGAGGAGUUGGUGAAUGACCCGCUGUUCCAGCACAUUACCAGCGAGACGGCACAUUCAAGUGGACUUGACUGGUUAGAAAGCAAAGAUCAAACCACAGUUGGAUUGAUGGGUUGAGAAUAGAGCUGUUUAAAAUCCUAUCCAUCAUAUAACUUCACGGGGUUGCUGUUUGUUUUACUUAUUUCAGGGUAUUUACACUUUAUGAUGCAACACUGGACACAUUGAGGUUUGUCCAGUUCAAGUGCCAGGCUGAACCGCAAAGAUGCUGCAAUACUGAUUAAAAUGCUUGUUAAUGUCCCUUUAACAUAAAAACAUCACCUCAUAUUGUUUGAUCAAGUGCAUUUCUAAAAGGAAAACCGAGGUUCCUCAACAAGCCUAAUCCUAAACCCCUUUUUAUUAUGUUUUGAUUCCAGUCAGCGAUUAAAAAAAAAAAUAAAAAAAACUUAAAUAACAUAACAGAGCCUUGAAUAUAUUUGUGUAAAGAAAUGUUAAAAUUCAGGAAACUACAUCAUAAUCAGUUCUUAAUCAAAGGCAUUUUUAGGUGUCAGUCUGGUUUCAGUGCAUUUUCUUUAGCUGGAAAAGAUAUUAACAACCAGAUAUGUUAAUAAUACACACGUACAGUUUAUAGAAAUAUCAUUUUGCGAUAAAAAUGCAACCAAAAGCAACCAUGUAUAUCAAUUUAAUAUAUUCUUAUGAGCAGUCAUUGUAAAUAACAAAUGUUCUAACCAUGUAUCUAUCAUAAAUGAAAUAGUGGAACAUAUGAAGGUUAUUUGGUAAUACUUGUAGUACCAGAACCAUAAAAGAAAGCGAUGCAAGUAAUAUAAUUGUCAUUCCCUAACGCAUCACAUUUCUGGUUAUCGUGUCCUCAUUUUUCAAACUUUGAAAUUUUAUUAUUUUAUUAUCACAGACUUUGAGCCAUGAAUUUGAAGAGCCAAGUCAACCUCUCUUCUCUUAAUCAUCAAAAGAUUCAAAAAUAUGAGCAAAACAAACUUAGAAAUAGCUUAAUCAUAAUCAUAAAGCUUUAAUGAAUCACUUAAGUUUAUAUGCAAAAUCUUUGAUAAUUGUUUUAUCCAAAGACCUAUUUAUUAAUAUCAGUAAUACACUAUAGAGUUGUUUAGUGUGGACACAUUAAGCCAAGACCGACGGCCUCUGUCUUGCACUGAGGCCCUAAACUAAUCUUUAUUAAUGCAUCUAUAUACAGAACAUGUGUUUGGUAGUUAUGUCACACAGAGCAUUGUGAUGGAUUAUGAGAUUUAUAUUAAUGUUGUAGUGCUUCAUACAACAUCAGUCAAAAAGAAGCAAAAGAGGAGGGUUUAAUCCCAGGGGAAAGGGGAAAAAUAUGCACCCAAGAAUUCAACUAAAGCCUUUGAAUGGGAGGGGGGGGGGUCCUGCGCUUUUAAAGUAUGCAUAAUUGGAAAUUAAAAAUAUCAAUUUUUCUUAGCACUCAUUAAAUGCAUCAUUUGUAUUGUGUGCCAAUUACUUCUUUAAAUUGAAAUGAAGGUUAAAGGAACGCAAUUAACACUUUAACUCAUCGUACUGCACUGACAAUCUGCAAUACUUCACAGAAAGGCAUUGUGUUUUGGGGAUUGGGCGUUUUCACUGCAGCCUGUAACAGAACCACUGAUCAAAUGUCCUGCUUUUACGCUGAUGAUGAGCAGUGUCUAAAGAAGGGAUUUCAACCACUGAGGGUUUUUGGUUUCUGAGCCUUAAGUCCAUACCAAAGAUCUUGUGUGUCUAAUAUAAAAUGGAAAAAUUGGGGAUGUUUGCAGCACUGAUAAAUAUUUGUUUCUAAAAACUAGUGCGAUAUUAAGAUUUUUUGUUUUGUUUACUAUUGAUGAUGCUUUCUUACACCCAACAGGCUUGAAAAAGAGGAGGCAAAAAACUAAUUUAUUUGUGAACUGUUUCUCUAUGUUAGCAUUAGCUCCCAUGGGUUAACUGUUGGUCACUAACUUUAUUUGUUGUACAGAUUGUCAGUGUGGACAGUUGUCUGGCGUGUUUUUGUUGAGGUUUAUUUAUGUAGAAUAUGUUGUUUGUACAGAAGGUGUAACCUUUCAAUCCAUAUAACCUUGUGUAUUCACAAUAAUCUGACUUGCACUGUUUUGUAGCAGAUAGUACAUUUGAAAUGUUGUUGUACAUUACCACCAUGAUUUUCUCCCAAUAUAUUUAACUAAACUCUCAAGAUUCAGCUUGUUGUUUAAAAAUUUUAAUCCUUUUUUUUUAGUUUAUUUUUUGCAGGGAAUCAUCCCAGAAAAGAUUUGCACGAGGUUUGAAAUUAAAAAAAAAAAUUAAUAUAUGGCAUAAUAUCAAUUUCAUGAUAUAUUACCUAUGCGGUUCAUCAAAUCUUUGAGUGUGUUCAUAAAUUGAUGUUUUAUACAGAUUACAGAACUUUAAACUUCUGUAAAAGCAGAUUAUUUCAUUGUGAUAUAUUAUUUCAUUUUGAGUCUAAUUAAAUUUUGAGUAUUCGAGACAAACUUUUCCUAUUAUUAUUCAGCUUUUGAAUCCGUUCUCUCAGUUUUGAUGUGAAACUGUGUCUGUGAAAACAUUUGCAUUUAUUUUUGCUAGCUCUGAUAUUUGUGCUUAAUGAAGACGUUACCCUUCCUCUUGUUGUGAGUAAUUCAGAGCUGUAGAACUGCCCUCCACUGUAAUACUGCUGUGAUCAGGGAAAGAGAAUUUCUUAUUUUUAUUUUGCAUUUUAGCAAGUGCUUUUAUAAGGGGAAGUGCUUGUUGAUACUGAUUUUUAAAAACUUUUUAAAACUAAUAAACAUUUUUAAGUACAUCACUAUCCUGGAGUUGGUGUUUCAUACAUAUAUAUAAAUAAACUGACAUAUUGACUGAUGACUGCCCAAAUGUUUCUGUAGACCUCCAGUGUUAAAGCCAAAAGUAGCCUCACUGAUUAGAUUUUGGUUGUCAAAGUUCAAAGGUCAAAGUUGAUAUGACAAAACCUGAUUUUUGAAGAUCAGAUACUAUGUAAAUUUACACAUUUAAGUAGUGUAAUAAAGAACAAUUUUUGUA
This is a messenger RNA of Scophthalmus maximus (turbot), 7224 nucleotides long. RefSeq names its product DNA-binding protein RFX7-like. Lineage: Eukaryota; Metazoa; Chordata; Actinopteri; Pleuronectiformes; Scophthalmidae. The record is from RefSeq and is a predicted model, not a curated record. Bases 1 to 4329 code for a protein of 1442 amino acids. Gene Ontology annotation, molecular function: RNA polymerase II cis-regulatory region sequence-specific DNA binding; DNA-binding transcription factor activity, RNA polymerase II-specific. The transcript has 9 exons. Gene Ontology annotation, biological process: regulation of transcription by RNA polymerase II.